AUGUAUUACCUCUACAAUAUGCCCAUGGGCCCACAUGGGAUGGCCCAUAUAGUAUGGGUCAUUGUCACUCUGGGCUUUGUCCUGUUCCUUCUGUCUGGUCUGAGUGCCACCUAUCCACCGUAUAGUACGGGUAUGAUUCACUGCAUGCUGCCGCGGUCCGGUUCUGAACCAUGGUUCGAACCUGACCAAUGGUCAGGUUCAUCCAUGGUUCAGUCCACGUUGUCCAAUCUGUGCUCCCGGUUGUCCAAUCAAGCUCAAGGAUUCUCCAAUGCACAUGGCGGAGACUGGCUGUUUGUUCUGUCCUCAAAUAAAAAGAGCAAUCCCCACCAGGAUGCCAAGGAUAUCGUGUUUUACAAUGAUCCUGACGACACCAUCCCACUUUGCACUCAAUCCUCUUCCGAGUCUGCCCCCACAGAUGCCUUCUCAGUGUUACUGAGGGCUGGAUGCAAACCAGCACCACUGACUGCAGGUGCUCAACGCUCAAUUUGCACCUCUAAGCCCUCUGCCCACCUCCGCGAUGCUGAUAAUGCCUGUUCUCACCAAGCAUCCAGCUCGUUGACAAACCACAAACGUGCACGUGCCUUAUCCAGUACUACUACGGAGCCACUAGUCACAAAAAAGGUUGUGUUACAACUUGCAGCUCCAUUAUCUGAUGAUGACGACUCUCAUGUCCCUGGUGCUGACACGGAUUGUGAUACUGAUACUAAUGAUGCACCUGCUGAAGACCAACCUGAAGACAAAGAGGAGCCUGAAGAUGCAAUCGCCCGAAACACGCUGUCAAAGAGUGAGCGUAGUGCUGAUGUUCGCACUAUCUUCACUCGCCAUGACAAAGAGGAUGCUGGUGAACCCAAAAGCAAGUACACCUUUCGAGGUGGUAUCUCCACACUAUGCACUCGUAUUUGUCGUCAAAAAAAUCAUUUCCAACUGUACAAGACACACUGUGAAGCUGCAGGCAUCACAAUGCACCCUCGAGCGGUUCCCACUGGCGAAGCUCAAUGUCUGUGA
Messenger RNA from Suillus fuscotomentosus, 1005 nucleotides. RefSeq lists its product as uncharacterized. The coding region runs from base 1 to 1005 and encodes 334 amino acids. NCBI's taxonomy places the organism in Eukaryota, Fungi, Basidiomycota, Agaricomycetes, Boletales, Suillaceae. The transcript is spliced from 8 exons. The record is from RefSeq and is a predicted model, not a curated record.